Nothobranchius furzeri (turquoise killifish) is the source of this 2980-nucleotide messenger RNA. RefSeq lists its product as uncharacterized. Gene Ontology annotation, biological process: embryo development; urogenital system development; regulation of transcription by RNA polymerase II. The record is from RefSeq and is a predicted model, not a curated record. Lineage: Eukaryota; Metazoa; Chordata; Actinopteri; Cyprinodontiformes; Nothobranchiidae. Gene Ontology annotation, cellular component: nucleus. Gene Ontology annotation, molecular function: DNA-binding transcription factor activity, RNA polymerase II-specific; RNA polymerase II transcription regulatory region sequence-specific DNA binding.
UUGCGUCAUUUAAACGCGACAGGCCUCUACGUAUUUACUGCGGCCCUGGAAAUGGGUGAGUCCUUGUUUAAGGCCGUGAUAAUAAAGUAUUUGAGGAAUAAAUUUAGUCUGUAGAGACUUUUUAGGGUAUAUUUCUUUCGAAUGCUGUUUUUGCUUGUAGCUGAAUCCGUCUGAGCGGCUCGGUAAACUACCACUGCAGGUUAAUGUUGCUAGCGGAGGCUGUAUCUGCAGCGUCAGGUAAACGGCUAGCGCGCUGAAGCUCCACAACAACGAAAGCUCCGUUAUUUAAACACCCCAGAUCUGCUCAGACAGCAGUCAUGACCUCCAGGCGAACAGCCUACACCACCGCUAGCAUGGACCCAUCUCCGGUCCACAGCGGAAACCGUAAACAGAGCAUCAUCAACAACCCCGACCGGACCGAAACCUGUUAUGAUCGCAAAGCGGCCACGCAGGGCAGCAUGACGGUGAUGUCGCUCAAAUCCCGCCUGGCUCCGACCAUUCAGACUGCCAUGUCCGCUGCAGUGGACACCCUGGUCGGAGAAAUGGUUCUGGUCCUUAACGAGACCCAGCUGGAGCUCCUACACAAGGAGCAAGAGAACCAAAGGCUCAAGGUUCGACUGGAGGUGUCUGAGCGGGAGCUGAAGACCCUGCAGGAUUGCCUGUGUAGUGCUCAGAAGCUCAUAGACCAGCUACAGGUCUCCUACACGGGCCCUCAGGCCAUCAGCCAGUCCGUCUUCGCCCCUCAUCUGUCCUCCAUGGCUCCUCUGACUUCAGGAUUAGACCGGGACCACCAGACCUCCAGGAGCGGAGCGAGUGUGGACUUGGGUCUCGGUGGCUCUGUGGAUGAAUCGAUUCAUGGUUUUGAACCAAGAGAUGAUUACAAAAUGUGUCAGCUCUCGAUCCAGCCGGAUGGUUCUGUCACCAACCACGCUCUGGACUCGUUCGCCUCCAACACCUCCCAUAUGUGCUCCGAUGCCAGCAGACCAGAUGAGAGGCAGCCUCCUGGACCAGGUGGAACGCUCAGAUUCGAGAUCAAAGAAGAGCAAGGACCAGGUUCGGGUUCUGGUCAGCCUGGUGGGAAGGAACCUGGGUUGCAUUCUGACAACCAAGUUGGAGAUGGAGAAGGAUCGUCUCUUAAUGUGGGGGACAUUGGUUAUGGUCAAGUUGGAAGUGAAGGGGGCUCUCAGCGCUCUUUUUCCCACCCCCUUCGCCACCAGAGACCUUUGCGUGAAUGUGGCAGUGGCUUGGAGCGGGGUGGACUUGAUGGACAGAAACCUUUGCUCAGGACUUCCGUAGCAGGCAGAGGAGACGUUGUUUCACCCGGCAGAGCCGAGGACUCUGCAGGACCUUCAGCUCCUGACACAUCGAGGGAGCCCUCUGCAGACCGGCCUCAUCAUUGCCUGGAGUGUGGGAAGACCUUCCGUCUGAUCUCCAGCCUGAAGAAGCAUAUCCGCAUCCACACCGGUGAGAAGCCCUACCCAUGUGGUGUCUGCGGCCGGCGCUUCCGCGAGUCCGGAGCCCUCAAAACACAUCUGCGCAUCCACACUGGUGAGAAGCCAUACUCUUGUUCAGAGUGUGGGAACUGCUUCCGCCACUUGGAUGGUCUGCGUAAACAUCGGCGCACACACACGGGGGAAAAGCCCUACGUGUGCGCCAUCUGCGGGAAGCGCCUGAGCCGCCUGCAGCACCUCAAACACCACCAGCUCAUCCACACCGGGGAGCGGCCGUGCUGCUGCCCAUUCUGCAACCGCACCUUCAAGGAGCCUGCGGCGCUGCGGAAACACGUCCGUACACACCGUGAGGAGGGCGGUCACAUGGGAAUGGGCCCCAGUGAUGACACAGACCCAGACGCCAUGGACGACAUUAACAAUCUCCAUCCGGCAGCUCCUUCUCCUCAGAUGAGAUUUGGGGAGUGGGGGGCUGAGGAGGAGGACGGCUCGGCUGUGGACUGUGUGUAGGGUGUGGUUAAAAAUGGAGACUGUUGGUGUUUUUAUAUGAAACACUCUGGGUAACACGUAAGGUGGGCUUAUUACCUAGGGCUGCAUGUAAACUGGUUCAGUCAAUAUCUAAAACAAAUAUUUUGAACAUUUACAAACGUCCUUCAGCCACAGGCUCUUCGAGCAGCAGCAGUCCAUAGCUUCAUUUUUAUUUAAAAACAAGCCAAAGGGUCACUUAAACCCUCUCAAGCGCAACUUCAGCUGUUGCUAUUGGAACGUAACUGAACUGUUAUGUUUCUAGUCGUUGCUUUAAACCCACAGAUGAGAGACAGAGAUGUCAUUCUGGUGAAUUUCAGCACGUUGAAGACAUUUAAAAGAGAUUUGUUAAGUUUUACUCCAGCUACUGACUGCACCUUCUUUUAAAUUGCUCUAAACAUAAACUUCAGAACAUUUGUGAACAACGUUACAGCCAUCCCAGUGCUCUACAGUCCUCUCUAGUCCUGAAUAAUCCCCUUCAUCUGCUUUUGUACCUAAAACUAGUUUUAGCUGUCGUAUUUGGGUCAAGAAGGGAUGUUGUAGUGGGAAAUGUGCAGCAUUGACUUAAACUUAAUGCUAUUUAAAGUGUAAUCAUGAACUUUGUCACAUUUCUUCCUGCUCCUUUGAUUGAGCACUGUUAGCUGUAUGAGCUAAACUUUGCUGUUUUUCAUUAUUUAAUGUAAUAAAUGAACCUCUGUGUAAUUACCAUAUUUACAUGAACUGGUGUUAUUCGAUGAAACGCUAAAAUCAUAAAAAGUCUUGAUCUGUACGUUCAGAAUUUGCUGAAGUUGUUGCGGCGACUCCUAUUUAUUUUUCUGUAGUUCCUCACGGGAAGGCCUCUGCAUGCAGGCUAAACAAAGGAAUUACUCUGAUGCUGAAAACUUAUGAGUUACUUUUUUAUUUUUACAUUUGUUCUUUGUAAAAAGUUUUUAUAUAUGCAUACAUGUACCACAUGACUAUCCUGUUAGCUUCUGUAGAUGUUACAAACAUUAAAGGGCCUUGUUUUA